Sclerotinia sclerotiorum 1980 UF-70 is the source of this 186-nucleotide messenger RNA. RefSeq lists its product with no specific name. Lineage: Eukaryota; Fungi; Ascomycota; Leotiomycetes; Helotiales; Sclerotiniaceae. The transcript is spliced from 2 exons. Bases 1 to 186 code for a protein of 61 amino acids. The record is from RefSeq and is a predicted model, not a curated record.
AUGUAUCAAGCUAAACCAAACCGAUUGGAUCUAAGUAAAUUGAAGUUAAAAGCUGCACUGUAUGAGCAAUCUCGUACUUCGUAUAAAGGCGAUAUGCAACACAAUAAGAUGUAUGCUCAGUCAAGCAGCGCAAAAUCAGAUUCUGAAUUUACAGAAAGGGAGAUUCUGGAUGAGCUUUUAUUGUGA